UGCUCUUACAGGAAACCCAUAGCGGUUGGUCAGAUAUGUAGGAAAAAGACUCGCCACUCAUGCAACUUACCAUAAGCACAAUGAAUAUUUCAAAGAGUAUGGAAGCUAUUAUCCUUGCCUCGUAGGCAGAAAAUGGAUGCCUCCCAACCAAGAACGUCGGAAGGAGGCGACCAGCCAGCGACAGGCCUACCUGCCGGGGAUGGCACAGUCAUAGGCCAGGCAGUGCGAGUUGUUGCCCUGGGGAUUCCUCGUGACGCUACCUUGGCAGCGAUCUCUGGGAACCAGGAGGCCGACCCCCAGCAAGUUCAGUUCGGGGCGCCUUAUGUAAGAUAUGGCGAAAGUGCAGCCCUCGUCCUACCUAUGCAACUGGUUUAUGAUGACUGCCUGGGCUGCACCGAACCUCGCUUCCCUGACAACUACUCCCUGCUACUGGAGGGCCGCCUGUCACGUGAGACCUACACCGACAUCCUCCGCAUGUUGAAUCAGGCGGUACGGCGGCAACACUCCUCCGCCGCCUCCUCCCCUGCCGCCGCCCGCUGCUGCUUCUGGGGCUGCACGCUGGCAUCUCUGUUCGCCGCUGCGGCCUGCUUCCCAUGCUACCACUCGUACCGCAUGAAGGCGCUGGAUGGCGCCCUAACCCGGGCGGUUGCGGGUGUGAAUGCCAAUUACGCGGACCGAGGCAUCCGACUGACCCCGGUGGCGGGGCGGAGGGGGUGCCUCCGGCUGCAGGUAGCAUGCGACUGCUAGAGGGGCGGAAGACCAUACCGGAUUACCCGAGGGGGGCAAAGAGGAAACAACUAACUGACUGCGUGAUCAUGAAGGCGUCAUCAUGAUUUGCAACAUGUGAGCCAGCCCGACCCGCCCGGUGGGGUGCGGGAGAUGUAGGGUGGGGUGCUGGGUUGCGGCGGGCGACAUGAGGAGAGGGUUUGCGUCGUGUCCUCCGGCGGUGGGUCCUUCUAGGGAGGGAUUAGGGGAGGGAAGGCGGUGAUGCGUACGACAAAAGUGGAGGGCACUGUUGCCGUACCACAAUAGUGCCGUGCCGUAUGGAGGAGGAUGGUUGAUGGGAAGGUGGUGUUGUAUUGAAAUGGAAGGUGCAGCAACAGAGUCCCAAUCCCACUAAACCACUACGGUACCAAACAUACCAUUAUCAUGGAAAAACCAGGAUUGGCGCUGCGAUUUGGUUGUGCUUAAAUAAAUGCGACAGGGGUUGUGGGCGUGCAGGUGGGCAUUGGAUGAUUGGAGGUGGCAUGGGAAGGAGGAUCCCCUAUUCGGUUUACUGAUCAGGGAUGCGACAUGUACGGCGCAAUAAGAUUCAAUUGCAUUUUCCGACGGAACGCGAGUCCAGCUGCCAGUGCGUUGCACGAUGCAAUUACGCAUACAUGUUUUGCCAAGAAGAACAAGGAGACGAGCCUUUUGUUGCGCAUGUCUGCAUGCAUGAGUGUACGGCAUGCAGUGGUGUUAUCUUCCAUUCUUGUUUGGUGUCUUGGUGUCCUGUACCCUUACGUUCUUUCUAUGCCUUACCGUUAUGGUUUGACCCUGCAAUGUGCAUACGCGCUGGACCGUUCCGGCUGAAAAUGGGUGGUGUUGACAGGGUGUUGAUACCGGUAUUCGUAUCGUGGGCGUGGCUUUCCUUUUCAAAAUGGCUUCACUAAGCGUAGAUCUCUGAUGAGAAAGCUCUUGAACUCGUUGGCGGAGGUAUAUUACUGGGCAACGUGAGGUGGGAUUAUAGACGGUGGUUUAUGCCUUAGACACGACAUGAAGUUAUGCCUUGCGUGUAUGCAUUUUGCGAUUGACCUUUCUUGGAACUAUAAUAGUACCAGGGCAGCAGCUAACGAGUGCGUGACGGCCAGGGGCGAGCUAUGGUUGCGGCUUAUGGGAAUUCGUUUCGACGUCGUACACAGAUUUGGACGAACAUUCUAGCAUGCUGCCGCUAACAGUGCGUAUCGUUGUUGAUGAGCCAUCAGCGUUUUAAGGUAUCUAUUGGCGAUUGUCAACAGUAACUAGCACGUACCAUAUCUGCUGCGUUCACUGUGCGGGACUGCCCGCGACGCCAGGCGAUCGCUGUUAGGACGCUUAACAGCGUAAAUUCUGAAAGACUAGCAAUAUUGAACUAGUAAUAUAAGAAUUGGAUUGCUUGGUUGACCUCAACCCAACUGAGUCUCUGACAACAUGGCACCUGAAGGAGUAAAAAUUAAAAAGGAGAAGAAAGCAUCAGCUCCGGCAGAGGAUGGCAACAAGCUUACGGAUGCUAAGCGCAAGCGGGACAGUGACGCUGCCCAGCCGUCAGAGGGUGCUGCCGAGCAAGCUGCCAAACAGCCAGCCUCCGACGCCCAAGCAGCGCCGGCAGCUGACAAAGCCGCGGGCGGGCCUCCGCGUAAGAAGCGGCGUGGACCAAAGGCGGAUCCGGAGCAGCUGAACCCGGAGGAGGCAGCUCGGCGGCAACGGCAACGAGAGCUGCGGGAACGCGCCAUGCAGCUGCGAUCCCAGGGCAAGCACUACAUCCCGCUCAAGAAGGGCGGGAAACAUCCCAAGCCAGGGGACGGCAGCAGUGCUGGCGCCAAGCAGCAGCAGGCGGACGGUGGCAACCGCAAGGCGCGGCACUACCUGGGGGAUAAGACGCCCGGCUGGCGGCCCUUCAGCUCCGUUGAGGCCAUCGUCCUGCCCAUCUACUGGAACAACGACAAGGAGGAGAAGGCGUCCGUGAUCGCGGCUGCGGAGCGAGCUCGCGACAUCCUGGCCUCCGCGGGCAUUGCGGUGGACAUGGACGCAAGCAACAAGUACACGCCCGGGCAGAAGAUGAAGUACUGGGAGACCAUGGGCGUGCGAGUGCGGGUGGAGCUGGGCCCGCGGGACGUGGCCAACGGCAACUGCGUGGUGGCGCUGUCCACCAAGAAGCCAGGCGAGGUGGCCGUCAAGGACAUCGUCAACAUGCGGCACAAGAUGCUGGAUGCGGUGCGGGAGGCGCUCAAGAAGGCCAAGUCGGCAGCGCUGGAGGCGGAGGAGGAGGAGGAGGAGGAGCGGCAGCAGCAGGUGGAGGAGGGUGGCAAGCAGCAGCAGCAGGGCAAGGAGAAGGCGAAGAAGGCUAGCAAAGAGGAUGAGGAAGAUGAGGAGGAAGGUGAGGAGGAAGGUGAGGAGGAGGAGGAGGAGGCCGCACAGCCGAAGGAGGAGGAGAGCGGCGAGGAGAAGGCAGCUACGGAGGCGCCGGCGCCGGCUUCCAAACAGCCCUUCAGCGCUGAUGCGCUGGAGGAUGAUUUCGGCGCCGUGGUUGAGUUUGAGCCGGAGGAGGACAAACUGACGUUGAGUAAGAAGGAGCGGUUAAAGAAGGGCGCCAAACUGGUGAAGGAGAAGCGGAAGGCGGAACGGCGGACGGUGCUAGCCGGCGGCGGAGGAGGGGGUUCGGAGGAGCCGGAGGAGGAGGGCGGUCGUGGCGUGGGAGUCAAAGAGGGGGGCUGGGGCAAGGGAGGGAAGGCGGCGGCGCCUAAGAAGCCCAAGGUGGUAAAGUUCUAGGCUUGGGAGGGUGCGUUAAGCGUUAGCGGCGGUCCAUGCAGGCACAUGGAGAGUGUGCAGUAGUGGGUGAUGUCCCUGAUGUGAGAGCGUGUGGGACGCUGGGUGCUCUGCUGUUGAGGCAGGUGAUGGUGGGAAAGCCCCUUGGCGGAUGCUGGUGGUAAUGGGGAGUGCUUUAAGAAGAUGCGCCACGGAAGCACUCAAGCAGCAGGAUGUCCACCGCUGCCGUUGCAAUUACUUUGAUUGCAGUGCGAGUGAUCUAGCAGCAGCGGUGGAGCCUUGGGUUCGGUUUGCCCUCCUAGGUACGCUUGCCCCGAGCCCGGACCGGGCCGGUCCGAUCUCAGCCCUGUCUACUCGUGAUAUGGUACCCGUAACCCAUAAUGUAACCCAUAACGGCUGCGCAUGAUUGGACGCGCAAACUGGGAGCAAUUGUCAUUCCA
Messenger RNA from Astrephomene gubernaculifera, 3944 nucleotides. The record is from the annotation of a GenBank genome assembly. NCBI's taxonomy places the organism in Eukaryota, Viridiplantae, Chlorophyta, Chlorophyceae, Chlamydomonadales, Astrephomenaceae.